Molecule: messenger RNA, 895 nt
Organism: Paraglomus occultum
Lineage: Eukaryota; Fungi; Glomeromycota; Glomeromycetes; Paraglomerales; Paraglomeraceae
Source: the annotation of a GenBank genome assembly
GUUAGACGCUACAAAGUUUUCGGCAUCAAAAUCGCAGAGGAAGGUAAUUGGUAAAUUUAAUCGAUUCAUCCAAGGUACUUGGGUGCCUUCGGGAGCCGAUGAUGGUAGUGAAGUCGUUAACAACCGUACACAGUCGAAAUCGAAGAAAGAAGCCCAGAAAGCGUUUGAUCUGUCUGAAUCAAUUCACAUCUCGGAGGAACAUGAAGGGUGGAAACAUCAAUUCAAGGUUGUGAUGGAGCCAUCUUCGGUGACCGAUGAAAAAUUUAAUCUAUUCAAGAAAUAUCAGACAAUAAUACACCAAGAACCUCCUAGUAAAGUCUCUGCGCGUGGUUAUGAAAGGUUUCUAGUUGAAUCCCCGUUAAAAGCAAAUGGCACGCUGAUUGCCGUUGCAGUGUUGGACAUAUUGCCCCGCUUUGUGUCUUCUGUCUAUUUCAUGUAUGAUCCAGAGUAUUCCUUUUUGGGAUUGGGAAAGUAUAGCGCGUUAAGAGAAAUUGCAUUAGCUAAUGAAUUACGAGAAGAUGGUCGUGACGAAUUGAAGUAUUAUUAUAUGGGAUAUUACAUUCACUCUUGUCCGAAGAUGCGUUACAAGGGUCAAUAUAGACCAUCUUAUCUAUGUGAUCCAAUAACAAAGGAAUGGCAUCCGUUCGAGAAAUGGAUUCCCGAACUUGAGAAGAAUCCAUUUGUGACAUUUGCGACUCAUGUACCUACAACUGCCGAUGGUAAACUACCUCCACCAGGCAUGCUUGAUGCGAGCAGUCUCACUUACGAUGAUAUUGCCCAUGUACCAGUAUACGUCAGCAGAGGGAUGAAAUAUGUCAAGACAUAUGUAAAGGACGAGCCAACUUUGAAAGAAAAUGAAGAAAGAAUCAGGGAAAUCAAGGAACAUACGGCUGCU